AUGUGUCGACGGGGUGGAUGGCUAAUGGGUACGAGGCGUCAAAAACAAAUAUACAAAGAGAUCGUCGUAGAAAAUCUCAAGAGGCCUGGGAAUAAAAAAAUAGGUGUUGUGGAAUUUUUGGGUUUCGCCGGGGAGGAGAGGAAGAUAAUCAAGAGGAUGGUGGUAGGGUGGCGAUUAUCGGGUCCCGAGGAAAAAAGGGAAGUCGCGGGGUGGCAGAAAGAAUUGAAUUACGGAGAAGAUCAAAUCUUAGGCACGGUGAAUUGA
Molecule: messenger RNA, 264 nt
Organism: Phyllotreta striolata
Lineage: Eukaryota; Metazoa; Arthropoda; Insecta; Coleoptera; Chrysomelidae
Source: the annotation of a GenBank genome assembly